AUGGGGAGCACCAUGGAUCCCCCUGGGGGUCCCUACCUGAACCUGGGAGCUGUCACUUCCCCAGUGGGCACCACCCGCCUGCUACAGCUGGCAUUUGGCUGUGCCACCUUCAGCCUCGUGGCACACCGGGGUGGCUUCGACGCUGCCUAUGGGACCUUCUGCAUGUCCGCCUGGUGUUUUUGCUUUGCCCUCACUGGUCUGGUGGUGGCCUUCGAGUUCACCCGCCUCCAUGGUUGCCUUCGUCUGUCCUGGGGCAACUUUACUGCAGCCUUUGCCAUGUUGGCCACCCUCCUGUCAGCCACGGCCGCCAUUGUCUACCCUCUCUACUUUACCAGGCUCGAGUGCCCCCCGGAGCCAGAAGGCUGCACGGCCCGUGACUUCCGCCUGGCCGCCAGCGUCUUUGCGGCGCUACUCUUUGUAACGUAUGCCACUGAAGUGGCCCUAACUCGGGCACGGCCGGGCCAGGUCACCAGCUACAUGGCCACGGUGUCAGGCCUGCUGAAAAUCGUGCAGGCUUUUGUGGCCUGCAUCAUCUUUGGGGCCUUGGUCCAAGACAGCCGCUAUGGGCGCUUUGUGGCCACUCAGUGGUGUGUAGCCGUGUACAGUAUAUGUUUCAUAGGCACUGUGCUGGUGGUAGCCCUGAGUGUGACCGGCCGGGCUGGAACCCUGGGCUUCCCCUUUGACCGGAUAGUAGUUGUGUACACAUUUCUAGCUGUACUGCUUUACCUAAGUGCAGCUGUGAUCUGGCCUGUCUUCUGCUUUGACCCCAAGUAUGGGACUCCUUCGAGGCCCUCAGGCUGUCCCCAAGGAAGCUGUCCUUGGGAUAGCCAGCUGGUGGUAGCCAUCUUCACCUAUGUCAACUUUCUCUUCUAUGUUGCUGACCUUGCCUACUCCCAGAGAAUCCGCUUUGUGCCCAGUCUAUAAACCCAAGAGAGCUAAUGUCUCUCUCUACCCACCCACCCAUGGACACACACACACACACACACACACACACACACAAAUUCUCCCUUCUCUCUCUGACUUGAGGGAAGGAAGAGGUGUGGGGGGAGGGGAGAACAGAAGGAGAAUGUCUGGCAUGGAGCUGCUGAGCCUUGAAGGAGGGAAGACUGAGACAGGGAGGGCAACAGGCUUAGAUAGGAAAGACUUACGAGAUUGACCUUGGGAAGGCCACAAUCAAAGAAUGGAUUGGGUGAGAAUAGCCCAUGUGAGGAUUUAUUAACCCACGGAAAGGGUGUGACUCUAAAUGGGGAGGAAAGAGUAUUAUAUUGUCUCCCCAGAACUUAUAUAGCUGGAACAGGACAAUUUACCUAAAACCCAUUUGCCUCAAAAUUAUUUGCCUUAUAGUAUGAGCUCAGUAGAUGAGUAUGUAUGUAGAAUGGUUUUCAUUAUUUUGAUAUCACACUAUCAAUGUUGUUGUUAUUAUUGUCUUAAAAUUUAUUUCUGGAGACUGGCUUUUUAGCAGAUGAUUGGUCUGGACCUCCCUUCUUGGAUACCCUCUAGUCCAAUACCCUCAUUAUAUAGGUAAGGAAAUGGAGGGCUAGAGAACUUGUUCAAUGUCACACCACUGAUCAGUGGCUAAACUCUAGCUAAAUUCCAGGACUCCUGACAUCUAGUCCAGCAUUCCUUCCAUUUUUCCUUGCUAUUUCUUGGCUAUUCACUGAGCUAAUAAGAAGUAUAGGUUGGGGGCAGCUAGGUGGAGAAAUGGAUAAAGCACUGUCCCUGGAUUCAGGAGGACCUGUGUUCAAAUCUGAUCUCAGACAUUUGACACUUACUAGCUGUGUGACCCUGGGCAAGUCACUUAACCCUCAUCACCCUGCAAAAAAGAAAAAGAAGUUUAGGUUGGAUCUGGAGGGCAGCCAGGAGGAGAUUGGGGAUGGAGAUGUGCACCAUUUCUUACAGAAUGAGAACCCAGCUUAAGAUACCCUGGAUCCAGAUCCACUACUGCCUGGCAAGAACAUUUUGGGGCACAGAAUGCUGUGGACAUGAUGCAUUGCACUCUGGGACUUUUCCAUGUCAUGAAGGCCAAUGUGUCUUCAGUAGUUUGGGGUAAAAAAGACUGGAGUAUCUUGAGUAACGUAGUUUCCCACUUAACCUUGGUUCCUGGACUUCUGGAUUCCCAUCUUGAGCAGCAAGUUUACAUUCAAUUAAACUAGUAUCUGCCUUCUAAGAGGUCACUACUAAAGAAUCCAGAAUGGCCCCACACCAUGGAACAGAACUGAUCACACCAUCUUAUGACUCUAUCUUGGCUUCACCCCCAUUAUUCUUCAGCCUAUAGCUCCAGAGAACUUGGGCUGAGCAGCUGCUAAGUUCUUCUUAGUCUUUCAGGAAGUACCUAAGAAUGGAAAUAAAGUAGAGGAAGUUGAUUUGUACCCUGGUUCUGACUGUUUCAUUUCAUUGGAGUGUCCCUCCAUCUGCCUAACAUAUUACAGACUCAGUCACAGCAUAUUAGAGCUAAAAGAGACUUUAGAGAUAAUUUACUCAAAUUGCUUUGUUUUAUGGAUAAGGUCUAGAGGAAAGGAAGAGACUUACCCAAGGACACAUGAUUAGCAAAUUACAGCUUCCUUAAAUUCCCUAGAUAGGUCCUCUUCAUGUCCUGUUCCUUGGGGCAAAGGCCUAGCUGAAAGCUCCCCAAGUUACCUCCACUUCAUUCUCCUCAGGAAAAAAAGAUUCAUGCAUGUUCUCAAAAUGUAGGGAUACAAUAGAGGUGCUAGUCUCUUCAGACCAAAGGGCUUCUGUGUACAAUCUGCCACCGAGAAAGGAAUGAAUGGAAAGAGGAAUUUUGUCCCCCUCAAAGACCACAGUACUCUGGCUAAGACCUCUUGGCCUCUGGCUAAGUUGUCUCUGAGCCUGUAUAAGGAAAGAUUUACCAUUUCCUUAAAUGAGUCUUCCCAGCAUCCCCAAUCCCCACUUCCACGAAAGCUCGUUCUCCAUCAUUAUCAUCAUAAAUAACCAUGUAUUAAUUGCUUGCUAUAUACCAGGUUAAGCACUGGGCAUACAAGGAAAAGCAAACACAGGGUUCCUGCCCUUGAGGAGCACACAUGCUUAAUGGGGUUUAUAUCUCAGAGUCAGGGCUCUUUAUCCCUCUUCUGGGUGGGGAGCUACCUGGUUUCUAUAUCAAGCAGGUUCUCAUAAUUCUUAUAAGCUGUUUCUGGAUAAGCAGGGCAGAGCUUGCAACAGAAUAGGCAUGGAAUGUGACCCCAGAUCAGGUAGUUUUCCCAGCAACUGCUAUGAAACCCUGCCAGCACAGUGUCAUAUCUGUUCUAUUUUCACAGCUUCAACUAUUACCCUAUGCAAAUGACACAAAUUUCUAUCUCUGGUCUCUGAGGUGCCAGUCCCAUAUCGCAAACUGCCUCUUACUCAGCUCCCUCCCUCCUUUCCUUCUUUCUCCUUCCCUACCUCCCUU
Molecule: messenger RNA, 3403 nt
Organism: Dromiciops gliroides (monito del monte)
Lineage: Eukaryota; Metazoa; Chordata; Mammalia; Microbiotheria; Microbiotheriidae
Gene: MYADML2
Product: myeloid associated differentiation marker like 2
Exons: 1
Coding region: 1-924 (307 amino acids)
Cellular component (GO): membrane
Source: RefSeq, a predicted model, not a curated record